CACUGGUGGGUAUAAAUUUUUCGUAUUUAGUAUUUAGUAUUUAGUCAGAUUUAUACCUAUCAAAAAGAAACCUGUCUGCUCGAUUUAUCAAAAUUAAUUUAUUUCCGUUUAUUUAUAAACAAAAAAAAUAAACUUCCUCUCCGCAAAUGUGAAAUUUCAAAAGGGAAAUAAGGAUUUCUAAGCAAAAAUGACUACUAAUAAGUUUAAACUGGUAACAGUGAUUUUUAUCGUCGGAGUUUCCGUUAUAAUUUCGGAGGCUGUUGAUCCAUCGGGUAAUCAAUUUAAUGCGCCUCAUCAAAUUCUGGAAAGUAUUAUACUUCAUAGUGGGAGAAUUCAGCAGAAACCCGAGCCAAACAUUUUAACAGCGAGGAUUACCAACAAUGUCAAAGAAAACUCAAAUCUUGAACUUCUUGGUGGAUACAGACCAUUAUUUCCACCGUACUUCCCCUUGAAAAAUCCGUAUGCGAAUACAAAGUUAUAUUCCGAUCAGGAGUAUUAUACACGAGGAACGGAUGAAAUUCUCCUGGACAAUGAAAAUCAAAAUUCGCAAAGUGUUACAACGCUUACAAAGCCAGCUGUUCCUCUGAUACAAAACACGCAAAUAUUCUUUAAAAACAAUAAUAAUAAUAAUAAUAAUAAUAAUAAUGAUAUUUAUAAUAAGAAAGCUCGAUUUUAUCAAGAAGCAAGAUCAAGCGUCAGUUCCAUCAGCGCCACGCAAAAUGUUCAAUAUCUUCCUUCUGUAAUCACUACCCACUCAAAUGUUAAUAAUCACAACCAACAUCAAGUUACAUUUAUAACGUAUCAAUAAAAAGGACCUGAUUUUCCACAUUCAUUUCAAUCAAUAA
Messenger RNA from Leptopilina heterotoma, 845 nucleotides. Its product is annotated as probable ATP-dependent RNA helicase ddx20. The transcript has 3 exons. Lineage: Eukaryota; Metazoa; Arthropoda; Insecta; Hymenoptera; Figitidae. Bases 188 to 808 code for a protein of 206 amino acids. The record is from RefSeq and is a predicted model, not a curated record.